Nerophis lumbriciformis (worm pipefish) is the source of this 3716-nucleotide messenger RNA. RefSeq names its product INO80 complex subunit Da (gene ino80da). Gene Ontology annotation, cellular component: nucleus. NCBI's taxonomy places the organism in Eukaryota, Metazoa, Chordata, Actinopteri, Syngnathiformes, Syngnathidae. The record is from RefSeq and is a predicted model, not a curated record.
GCAGAAAUACAAUUAAGUGUUAAUAUUUUAGAAAAAAAAGUUACAAAUGUAUGUUAUGCUGGGGUGCUAUGGAUGGAGCUGGCAGUUGUCUUUUGGUACCUGACACGUGGUCCAUCAUCAGUGCACAGCCGGUAUGAAUGUGGCAGCAGGGCAGAUCUUGACACAGUCUCACCGAGAUGAAGUAGCUGUGUUCCAGCUGAUGUUGUCAAGGACAAGAGUCACGUGAUGUAUGAAGGCAAACACAUACACUUCUCAGAGGUGGACAAUAAGCCCUUGUGCUCAUACAGCCCAAAGCUCUGCAAACAACGCAGACUCAAUGGAUACGCAUUCUGCAUCCGCCACGUUCUGGAGGAUAAGACAGCCCCCUUCAAGCAGUGUGAAUAUGUGGCCAAGUACAACAGUCAGCGGUGUACCAACCCCAUCCCUAAAUCAGAGGACCGCAGGUACUGCAACAGCCACCUGCAGGUCCUUGGUUUCAUCCCCAAGAAGGAACGCAAGAAGAAACAUGACGCGUUGGAAGAAAUGCGUACCCGGGCUCACCUGGAGUCAGUGGCUCUCAACAUAACAGUGCCAUCUUUACCUCUGAAAGUGUCCAACGGUCUAAACGAACUUCCACCAUCACCACCCUACACGCGCCUCUUAGCCCUUUCCGAUGGGGAAAUCCUGGACCCAUUUGCCUUUUACGAGGGUGACACAGACGGGGAAGACAUAGGCCCCCCUCGGAAAAGCAACACAAUCAAGAAGAAACUACAGAGCCGGCUGGUGCUGAACCAGAAAUUCUGCCAGGACAUUGACCGUUUCCACACACCCUCUGAGCACUUUAGUCCCUCCCCCGUACCCCGCGCCCACCCUCCGUCGCCCCUCAACACGCACCCCUCACGGCAGCAGUCAGGUCUUCUCCAGGUGCCCCAGCAGCAGGGUCUAUUAUGCAAUCCACCACCACCUCAGACGGUCAACUUUUUGCCUCCUGGGACACCUGCUAAUGCAACACUCAGUCCGGCGCACCCUCCGGGGCCAUCACUCAGCAGGAAAACACUUUUUGCUUCCAAUCACGUGGUUGUCAUGCGGCCCGCCUCCUACUCGCCUUCGGCUCGCUGUCUGGCCCGGUUGCAACAUCUGGUGCAGCUUUGUGCCAAGAGACACCAGGAAUAUGGGCACCUCUUUCCACAUUUAGGAUUGGACUGGUCGGAAGACAGUGCGGAUGACGACGAGGACGAUGAAGAAGAUGAAGCAGAAAGAUUCCUUCCUGGCCUGAGCUCUUGGAGACCGCAGAAUGGGCUGGAGGACGACGUGGGCUCCUCUCGUAGAACGCGGAUAUUGCGGCUUUGCUCAUAUCUGCAACAGAAGUACAAGCACAUGUGCAGGCAGGAGAGGGCGAGUAUCCGCCAGAAGAGAUACCGUUAUGCCUUCCGCAAAGCCUUGCUGCACGCUGCCAGCAAAAACCCAGACUGUGCCGGACAGCUGGUCCAGGAGUUACACAGUUUCUCUCAAAGUACAUCAAGCGCUGGAUCAGAACAUCAGCAAGGUGGAUGUCCUCCAAGACAGCAGAGCACAGACACGGGGACGUGUACCGGCAGCACAAAAGGCCAAGCCUGCAACAACAGAGCGCUGCCCUUCACCAAACACUGUUUUCAACACAUUCUGUUGAAUCGCUCCCAGCAGCUGUUUGCCAGCUGCACAGCCAAAUUCGCAGAUGGUCAGCAGUGCUCCAUUCCUGUGUUCGAUAUCACACACCAGACACCUCUCUGCGAAGAGCAUGCCAAAAAGAUGGAUAACUUCCUACGCGGGGACGGCAAUCGGCGGGUGCAACAUCACCACCACCACCACCACCUUCAUCAUCACCACCACCAGCAGCAGCAGCGUAAACCACGCAAAAAGACCAAACCACCGGCGCUCACCAAAAAACACAAGAAGAGGCGAGUGCCGAGGAGGCCUCAAAAGCCUAUUCCUCCCGCGCUGCCUCAAGGGAACCUGGGAAUGCCGUCGAUGAGCCUCGCCAUGUCUUCACAGGCCAGCAUCAGGAGCCCCUCGACUCCGGAACUGAGUGCGGACGAGCUCCCCGAUGAUAUCACCAAUGAGAUGGAAGACAUUCCAAACGACCUGGAGCUAAACCAGGAGGAUUUUUCUGAUGUCCUACCGCGGCUACCGGAUGAUCUUCAGGACUUUGACUUGUUUGAAGGUAAGAAUGGCGACCUGCUGCCCACCACAGAAGAAGCAGAGGAGCUGGUGCGAGCCCUGCAGGCCAUGGGGUCCUACCCGGAUUCCUUGGUGUGCCUGACCUCCAUAGGAGACCUAGCCCCCUCAGAAGGCAUGGACCAUCGAGCCAUGGCGGUCUUUCCCUGUGCCGUGCAGCCGGGGGGCAUGGGGGACAUCCUCACCGGCCGCAUCCCCACGGAGAACUUUCCUAACCUGGAGUUGGAGGACAAUCUCCUGCAGUCAGCAGGGGGCCACUUCCCUCCUUCGCCGCCAUCGCAGCCCACCGACCUGCCCCGGACGUCGGCAGCGAGCCGCUGCGCCGCCUCGCUGAACGCUCAGUCGGCGACAGCGCGGACAUUUGCUCGCGCGCACCCUCCCCACAUCAAGUCGGACUCCAUGACGUCGCCCCCGCGAGGCGGGCACUACGGCGAGCACGUGCCAACCUCGUACGGCAACCAAAUGCAUUCGCCGCACGCCAGCCCCUUCCACACAGACGCCCCGCUCCUGCUGGAGGUCCCGCGUUCAUCUUGGAACAACCUCCCCCUCGCCGACCCCACGCAGUUCGGGAACCUCAUGGGCCCGGAGAGUCAUCUCAUAUCCACGUCCCUCUCCACCCCCCCCGCCGCCACACACUCGGUGACGCCCAUGGCCGCGCUCUCCGCCAUGCCUCAGAGCGGCCUGACGGGCUUAACCGCGCUGCCAUUGCCGCCGCCGUCGUCCGCGCUCCCCCUCUCCUCGCACGACCCCCUGGCGUCCCUGCAGCCCAAGCUGCAGCUCCCCCAGUUCAGCGCCGCCUUCGGCCACCAGCUGACGUCCCACAGCGGCAUCCCCAACGACGUGCAGCCCAGCCACAGCUCCACAGCGCCCCCCACUGGCUUCUCCAUCAUUAGUGCCACCACUGCAAGUGCCAACGGCGCGUCGACACCUUUCACGCAGAGCAACUGAGCGCAGACUCGCCCCACCCAAGUUUUUUUUUCUCCCCCACUUCCACGGUAACGGUGAGCGAUUUGAUCAUGACUUUGCACAACCUCAUCACCAUUUUCUGUUAUCAGCCAGAUGAUGCCUUGUGGUUCUGGCAGUGGCAAAGGAGGGUGCAACUUCAACCCACAACCCCAAUACUCUUUUAUUCCCUCAGCAUCAGCACCACAUCUUUUAGUUUGUUGCUCGUCUCACCAAAAUACUUUUUAAACUCUUUUUAUAUUGUGUAUGUAUGCUGUAUAUGUGCUCAUUUAUUGCUUUGUGCAGACUUCUUCUUAGAAAUCUCUGACCUCACUGGCGGUUGUGCGACUAAGCGGCUCGCCACACACACACACACACACACACACACACACACACACACACACUCUUGUAUUUGCUACCUUCUUGAGACCUCCGAAAAAUACCUACCUCUAGUAUUAUGAUAAAAGUCGUAAUUUUACUGGACACAAGUUUAGUUUUUCUUGUAAAAUUUUGACUUUUGUCGAGUAAAAUUACGACUCUUUCCAUAAAAUUGCCAAAACUUUAAGCUUUUCUUGUAAAAU